CUCUCACAUUCCAUCUCCUUCAUAAAAGCCCCUCUCAAGCAGCAGUCUUUUGAGAGAGGAAGAGAAGAAGCGGUUGAGUGAAAAGAGAGAGAGAGAGAGACAUAACAGGGCUGCUUCACUUCAUAAACAAAUUUUAUGUGUUAUUUCCUUAUAUCAUUCGCUGUUUUUGGUUUGAUUCUUUGAUGAGAAAUCUCUACUAUUUCAUCUAAAACACUAUCAAAAACCAUAUCUUUAGUGAAAAAUGAAAACCCACGUUUUCUUUUUUCCUUUUCUCAUUUGUUGAAACUUGUUGUUGAGAGAGAGAGAGUCUUUUUUUGUGCUUUGUGUUUUGUUUUGGUCUUUUUUUUGGUCAUUAGUAAUGGCACCCAGUUUUGACUACGCGGUUUCAAGCCUUCUCUGUGGGGAGGACAAUAGUAUUUUCGAUGAUAACGAUUAUGGGGUUGUGGUGGAGGAGUUUGAGGCCACGUGGCAUCAUCUGGGUCAUCGGAGCCGUAAUCAAGACCGUGGCUUUGGUGGUGGUGGUGGCGGCGGUGGUAGUGAUGGGGUGCCAUUGCAGAGUGAUGAGUGUUUGGCUUUGAUGGUUGAAAAGGAAUGCCAGUAUUUGCCUGGUGGUGAUUACUUGAAAAAACUACUAGGCGGUGAUUUGGACUUGGGGGCUAGAAAACAAGCUGUUGAUUGGAUUGGAAAGGUUCAUGCCCAUUUCAAUUUUGGACCUCUAUGUGCAUAUUUAGCUAUAAGCUACUUGGAUCGGUUCCUUUCUGCUUAUGAAUUUCCUAAGAACAAAGCUUGGACAAUGCAAUUGUUGGCCGUGGCAUGUUUAUCUCUUGCAGCCAAAAUGGAAGAGACUGAAGUUCCUCUAUCUCUAGAUUUACAGGUGGGUGAUGCAAAAUUUGUGUUUGAAGCAAGAACAAUACAAAGGAUGGAACUUCUUGUUUUGAGUACUUUGAGGUGGAGAAUGCAAGCAGUUACCCCUUUCUCAUUCUUAGACUACUUCCUUUACAAGAUCAAUGGUGAUCAAUUCCCACUUAAUACAUCCAUUUUAAGAUCAAUCCAACUCAUAUUGGGCACAAUUAAAGGAAUUGAAUUCUUGGAAUUCAGGGCUUCAGAGGUUGCAGCAGCUGUGGCAAUAAUUGUUACAGGAGAGACCCAAACAAUAGACAUUGAGGCAGCAGCAUCUGGUCUCAUUCAACAUGUAGAAAAGGAGAGAGUGCUUAAGUGUGUUAAUCUGAUCAGUGAUUUAUCACUAAUUGGUGUAUCUUUUAAAGAUACCACUGCUUCAGUCCCAUCUGUACCACAAAGCCCAAUUGGGGUUUUGGAUGCCGCAUGCUUGAGCUAUAAAAGCGAUGGGUCAUGUGCAAAAUUUUCAGAUAAUAGUCCAGAUUCUAAAAGGAGGAAGCUAAACAGAAACUUUGAAGUGGAGCUAUAAAAGUGUCAUGGAAUGUGGGAUUUUCACUUCUCACCCAGAGCAAAUAUGCUUGAUUCUGCUUCAUUAGAGCUUUAUUAGUUGAACGUUUUAUGAAGGUGCCCCUUAUAAAGAUACUGACAAAGUAUGCAGAUAAAAGGAGGAUUGAAAAGGACAAGGAGAGAGGAACACUUGAAUAAGUUAAAGCCAUGGAAUGGAGGAUUGAGUAAAGGAAUUAGCAUCAUGCUUGAAGCAUGAAAAACAGUCACAAGCUGUUAAAUAUUAGACUUCUUAACGGCUAGAGACGGUAGAGAGACUGAGAUUACAAAAAAUAUAUAAGCAAAAAAAAAA
Messenger RNA from Quercus lobata, 1753 nucleotides. RefSeq names its product cyclin-D2-1-like. NCBI's taxonomy places the organism in Eukaryota, Viridiplantae, Streptophyta, Magnoliopsida, Fagales, Fagaceae. The record is from RefSeq and is a predicted model, not a curated record. The coding region runs from base 359 to 1426 and encodes 355 amino acids. The transcript is spliced from 6 exons.